Populus trichocarpa (black cottonwood) is the source of this 1155-nucleotide messenger RNA. Its product is annotated as iron-sulfur cluster co-chaperone protein HscB homolog. Gene Ontology annotation, molecular function: protein-folding chaperone binding; ATPase activator activity. The coding region runs from base 38 to 880 and encodes 280 amino acids. Gene Ontology annotation, biological process: [2Fe-2S] cluster assembly; protein complex oligomerization. The transcript has 8 exons. The record is from RefSeq and is a predicted model, not a curated record. Lineage: Eukaryota; Viridiplantae; Streptophyta; Magnoliopsida; Malpighiales; Salicaceae.
CAUUCAAAAAAUCACAAAACAAAACAAAACAAAGAAAAUGUUGAAAGCAAAGAAGAAGCUAUGGAGUCCUCUCUCCAAACGUCUCCUCCAGACCAGAACCAUCUCUUCAACGACAUGUGGCUUCUUACAGAACCAACAACAGCAUCUCUCCAAUUCACAACCUCACUCUCCCUUUCCUUUCUUUUCCUACAACAACAACAACAAAAAAAUCCAGACUUCAUCUUCAAGUGGGUUUUCCUCCCACUUUCUCUCUUUUUCAGGGAAAAGUUUCUGCUCUGCCCAAUCUUCCGAGAAAACCAACCUCAGAUGCUGGAACUGUAAUGCCGAGCCUCAAAACGCACCGUUUUUGGUCUGCGAGUCUUGUACAACCAUCCAGCCUGUUGAUCACUCUGUUGAUUACUUCCAAAUAUUUGGCCUGGAAAACAAGUAUGAAAUAGAGGAGGAUCAUAAUUUGGAGGUGAAGUAUAAAAAUUGGCAGAAAAAAUUGCAUCCUGAUUUAGUUCAUUCAAAACCUGAGAAAGAGAGAGAGUUUGCUGCAGAACAAUCAGCUAGGGUGAUUGAUGCUUACCGGACGCUGAACAAUGCCUUGUCAAGGGCAAUAUACAUUCUGAAACUUGAAGGUGUAAAUGUUAAUGAAGAAGAAACAGUGUCAGAACCAGAGCUGCUAGCUGAGAUUAUGGAAAUCAGGGAAGCAGUUGAAGAGGCACCUGACUAUCAGGCUUUAAAGGAGAUCCAGUCUUUGAUGCAAGAGAAAUUACAAAACUGGUCUAAUUCCUUUGCAAGUGCAUUCCAAGGCCAUAAAUUUGAAGAAGCUAAAAAUUGCAUCCGGAGAAUGACUUAUUAUGACCGUGUAAAUGAAGAAAUUGUGAAGAGGCUUUAAAAAAAGUUCAGCAUGUCAUUUUAGGGUCAACAACGCUUGAUUCCAAUUCAUUGGAUUAUCAUCUUCAACGAAAUUUGUAGGCAGAAUUUUGGUGGCAGACCUAGUGGAGACAGCUAAAAAUAAUAUAUCCAAACGUUGAGAGAUCAUUUUGUUUUUGUAAGAAAUCACCGGCUCCACCACCCUUGCUAUGUUGUAGGGUUGGAAUAAUCACUCGCACUAUAUUGUAGGUUGGAAGUAAAAAACUUUUAAAGAGCAAAAGAAGAUAUUUAGGUAUU